GAUAUCAUGUGACAACUGUGGAUUAGUAGGUGUAUGUUCAAAAUGUUUUGCUCAACUCAUCACUGAGCGUGCAACUGUUUUGUUUUCCUUAAUCUAGUAUAGAUCAUAAGUACAGGUUAAUGGUGAUCCACCAUUAUGAUGAAUGCACAAGUAUGAUGAGAGCAAGGAUGAACAAGUGCCAGGUAAGACUCAGCUUCGUCAAUUGGCAUCGUUGCUGCCUUGCUGGGGAGCUCACGAUAGAGUUUCUUUGCACCUACCAGUGUCUGCACGGUGGCCGGCCUAUCAAGAAUGCAGCUGAUGUCAGACCCGAUUCCACCUUGACGUUUUCACUUGGUGGUCGAGCCUUCACCCUUUCCAUGUCUGAGAUCGGGCGUCUAACAUUCCUUAUUGAUGAUGCCAUUCAACAAGAACACAUCGCAUACUUGUCAGUGGAGGAGCAGCGCCUGAGAAUACUUAGCUUCGUGCUUUCUCAUGGUCUCUUUGGUCGUCCGACUAAUUCAAAUCGGAUCGACAUGAAAGACAUUUAUUUCUUCUGGAGUUUGGCAGAGAGGGUUCAGGUGAACCUAGCUGUCUUCAUGGCUCAGUUCUUCCUCCUUCAGGGGAAGAGCCAUAGGAAGACUCUUCAGGCAGUACCCUUUGUCACUUGUCUUGCACGUUCUCUUCUGCCCGAGAUGCUAGAUAAUCUGCUUCCCAUUGACCAGAGCAUUCGCCCUCUGAGCACCACAUCUCUCACAAAGAUGGGGAUUGCGAAGAGACGUCGAGUAGAGGAGACCGACAAGCCGCCACUAGAUUUCUUUGAUGGGCUUGAUACCACUGUCCAUUCUCCCAUUCCAGAUGCCACCACAGGGACGUUUGUGGCUAGGGGUUCUUCUUCUUUUGUUCAGCCUGGGACGUACACAGCUUCAUCGAGUGGCGUUGAUGCAUCCAUGCUACAGAAGAUCUUGGAAGAGAUGAUGAGACUGAACAAGAGGAUGGGCGCUCUCGAGACCAGCAUCCAGGAUGUGAAGGACAUCAUGGAGACUGACCAUAGCGCCCAUGAGAAGCAAAUGAAGAGGAUGAAUGAACGCCUGGAGUCCCACACGGAGAAGCUCCAUGAGCUCGAGAUGCUGCUCGGUAAGAAGUCUGUGCCUACAGCUCCUUCCUCUAGAGCCAGUCACCAGUAGUGGAUAUGUUUUUAAUUUCUGUUGAAUUUAAACAUUUUUAUUUUGACUUGGCCUAUUUCUUUGCUAUUCUAAUUUAUUUAUGCAAACUUUUAUAUGGUUAAUGCUUGCACUUUAUUGUUCAUUUCAAGUGUGAGGAGGAAUGUUACCCCUGUUAUUUGACUCAUCUCUUGCAUCCCGACUACGAGGACAUAGUUCGCUUUAAGUGUGAGG
This is a messenger RNA of Cuscuta campestris, 1373 nucleotides long. NCBI's taxonomy places the organism in Eukaryota, Viridiplantae, Streptophyta, Magnoliopsida, Solanales, Convolvulaceae. The record is from the annotation of a GenBank genome assembly.